GCUGCAGCCUAGCACAGACAGCAUGUACACUUGAUUCUGCUGAAGCAUACCUGCUCUUACUUAAAGCGGGGAAUGAAAUAUCUGUUUUUAGUGAAUCUGGAUGUGUAAUGAUCCUGAAAGAUUACCAUAUUUCUGAAAAUAAACUACAUCCUGAGAAAUAUGUUUUAGUCCAAAGACAGGCCAUGACUGAUUUCAAUGAAGAGUGUCAUUGAGUGUUCUGGUGUAGUUGUGACAGCAAUAGUUCUAGACAGAUUUCCUCUUUGAAUACUAAUGUGAACAUGUCAAUUAAAGAACUUCAAAGGUUGUAUCCUGACUGUAUCCAUAUAAAAGCAUCAAGAAAAGUUUACAGAAAGUAUGACCAAGACAAUGGGAUUGAGGCUAUAGAUGAAUCCUUUGUUAGAGAGCAAGGUGCAGAUCACAGGUAUCUGGCUUCUGAAGAGUUUUUUGAAGUACCUCAUACAAAAUUACUUGUUUGUCGGAGAGGAGGAUCAAGCCGCUUUGGACUGGUGGAUAAGAAAUUAAAGUGUCAGAUAUGCAAGAAGGAAUGUGAGCAUUCAAGACACUGUAGAGAGGUGAAAAACAGAGGCUUUCAAAGUCAAUACUUUGAGCUGAUUGAAAAUCUAUUAUCACCUGAACCAGAUCAAAAUUCCAUACAGGCGAUCAGAACUGAAGCUAUUUGCUUAUAAAUUCAAUAUAUUCAGCAAGUUUUAGGUCUCAUUAGAAGGUCAGUAUCCAA
This is a messenger RNA of Ruditapes philippinarum (Manila clam), 736 nucleotides long. RefSeq lists its product as uncharacterized. Lineage: Eukaryota; Metazoa; Mollusca; Bivalvia; Venerida; Veneridae. The coding region runs from base 279 to 686 and encodes 135 amino acids. The record is from RefSeq and is a predicted model, not a curated record. The transcript has 5 exons.